This is a messenger RNA of Rotaria sp. Silwood2, 309 nucleotides long. The record is from the annotation of a GenBank genome assembly. Lineage: Eukaryota; Metazoa; Rotifera; Eurotatoria; Philodinida; Philodinidae.
AUGUCUUCAUCAAGCUCAAUCCAUGAAAAAAAUUCUGAUAAAUUUCAUCCAAACCAAGUCCAUUUUAAAACACACGAACAGAAUAAGUAUUUAACUGCACAUAGUGAAGCAACAAGUGAAACAAACGCAACAACAAAAAAUAAUGAGUCAAAAAGUACACAUCACAAAUCUGAAUAUGCAGAACAUAAUGCCGUUCGUCGCAAAUCGGAUGUCGAAAAGCAUGCCCAUCCACACAUACAUACGGAUACGCAUACGAAAGUUGCUCAUGAAGGUACCGUAGUUCUUGAUGAAAAUGAAAUUUUCACAUAA